Messenger RNA from Epinephelus lanceolatus (giant grouper), 1514 nucleotides. The record is from RefSeq and is a predicted model, not a curated record. Lineage: Eukaryota; Metazoa; Chordata; Actinopteri; Perciformes; Serranidae.
UGCUGGUGGACAACUGAUGACAGUUGCGUUUUCUGCAGGAAUUUGGAGCUUUGUUUUCAUACCAGAGCACGCACACAGGGGGUAAUAAAGGGAGAGGUGAAACAGAGAUAAAACCCCAACCCUAACCUUAACACAGUCAACAGUUACUCAACUGCAGAACCUUUGAUGACAUGUGUUGUACUGUGGAGUUUAGUGAUCUUUAAACAGUGGGUUCAGUUCAGUGGGAAAUGUAGCCAUUUACAAAGGUGCCCCCAAAAAUGCCCCUGUGCUCUCUGCUCGUCUGUUUGUUCCUCAAUGUCUUCUUCUGCACUGUUAAUGAAGUGGGUUGGAUCACAGUGGGUGUGGUGGCGGUGGCGGCGCCUGCUGCCCUGGGUUACCUGCAGGACAGGUGUGGGGGCAGAGCAUCAGACGCUGAGCUCCACAGGAGGCGCUUUCACGCUGUGCACCGCAGAGACCUGCUGACAGUGCAUCUCACCAAACAGGAGGCCAUGCUGGAAGUCAAAGACCUGUUGAAGCACCUGGAUGACAUGCUGUCCUCUGCCUGCCAGUCAGCAGAAACCUUUUACAAGGUCCUGUACUGGGAUAACCAUACCAAGUCAUCAAGGUCUACACACACACACACACACACACACACACACAGUACCACCUGUACGUGAGCAGAACUGAGCAGUCGAGUCAUUGAACAUUAUUGUUGUUCUGCUCAUGGACUUCUUCACAACAGACCAAAUAGGGUCAUAUUGGAUCUAAGAAUAAUGAAAUCGACAUUUUUUUACCCAGUUCUCAGGUAGGGUGUGAUGGGACAAGACUAUCUCCUGGGACUCUGGAAUGAUUUCAUUAAGCUUUAAUUAAACUGUUUAGCAGCUGCAGCAAGUUCAUAAGUACCUCAUCAUUUGUGACUCCAUCACACCGCAGCCACCAGCUCUUUGAACACAUGUAUGAGAAGAUGUGAUUUGUUUGACUACACAAUGAUGCAAACAUUUGUGUGUGUGUGUGUGUGAGAGAGAGAGAUAUUUCCAGUAAGUAAGAAGUAAAAUACCUGUGAGCCAAACAAGAGUAGUCCAUAUUGUGCCAUUAUCAUUGUGUCUGCCAAAGUCCCUACAGUAUAUCUUGGUGGUUAUUGCAAGAAUAGGAGAAAGUUGACAAUGCAGAUUUCAGGAAACCACUGUCUGUGAGUGAUGGUAAGGUCUUGUGAGCUACAUCUGCACCAGAGUUCAGGCGAGCUGAAUUUGUCAUGAAACUUGAAAGUUGUAAUUUGACAUUAAAAUAUUUCUGAUAUGAUAAAUGCAAAAGACAUCCACUGACUAAACACCUGCAUUGCAAAUAUUAAUUUAACAUUUGCCUUAUCUUAGUUUCUUUGAUUACAGGAUGUGAUCACAAAGGUGUACAUAGUGAAAUAUGAUCUUUAUCGCCCUCUACUGGCAAUCUGAAUGUCUUCUGAGAAUGAUCUUUCCUCCACUGGUAUCAGAUCUGGCUGCUGUCUCACUGUCACGCAGCUGACAUGGAAAGACUGACUU